AAAAAACAGGAAGUGCCUACGGAGGCCGGGUGGGCCGCGGCGUCUGGGCAUGAAGCCGGCCAGCGACGGGGGCGCUGGCGGCGGCGGCAGCGGCUGUGGCGAUGAGCGAUAUAGUGGAGAAGACGCUGACGGCGCUGCCGGGACUCUUUCUGCAGAACCAGUCCGGCGGGCCCGCGGCCGCGAAGGCGUCGUUCUCCUCGCGGCUGGGCAGCCUGAUCCGCGGCAUCACCGCGCUCACCUCCAAGCACGAAGAAGAAAAAUUAAUCCAGCAGGAAUUGAGUAGUCUGAAGGCAACUGUUUCUGCUCCUGCUACAACACUGAAAAUGAUGAAGGAAUGUAUGGUGAGACUUAUAUAUUGUGAAAUGCUUGGAUAUGAUGCUUCCUUUGGCUAUAUACACGCAAUCAAGUUGGCUCAACAAGGAAACCUCUUAGAAAAAAGAGUAGGUUAUUUGGCUGUUUCUUUAUUUCUACAUGAAAGUCAUGAAUUGUUGCUUCUCCUUGUGAAUACAGUUGUAAAGGACUUGCAGAGCACUAACCUAGUAGAAGUGUGUAUGGCACUUACUGUUGUCAGCCAGAUUUUCCCUCAAGAAAUGAUUCCAGCUGUUCUUCCAUUAAUAGAAGAUAAACUUCAACAUUCUAAGGAGAUUAUACGAAGAAAAGCUGUUCUGGCAUUAUACAAAUUUCAUCUCAUUGCUCCUAAUCAAGUACAACAUAUCCAUAUUAAGUUUCGGAAGGCACUUUGUGAUAGAGAUGUUGGGGUCAUGGCUGCCUCCUUGCACAUAUACCUUAGGAUGAUUAAAGAGAAUUCUUCUGGAUAUAAAGACUUGACUGGGAGUUUUGUAACUAUUUUGAAGCAAGUAGUUGGAGGAAAGCUUCCAGUAGAUUUCAAUUACCACAGUGUACCAGCACCAUGGUUACAAAUUCAGCUCUUGAGAAUACUAGGACUUCUAGGAAAAGACGAUCAAAGGACCAGUGAAUUAAUGUAUGAUGUUCUUGAUGAAUCCUUACGAAGAGCUGAGUUAAAUCACAAUGUCACAUAUGCAAUUUUGUUUGAAUGUGUACAUACAGUCUAUUCUAUUUAUCCUAAAUCGGAAUUACUUGAGAAGGCUGCCAAGUGCAUUGGAAAAUUUGUUCUAUCACCUAAAAUAAAUCUGAAGUAUUUGGGACUGAAGGCUCUUACUUAUGUUAUCCAACAGGAUCCUUCUCUGGCUCUGCAACACCAGAUGACAAUAAUUGAAUGUUUAGAUCAUUCUGAUCCCAUGAUUAAAAGAGAGACCCUGGAACUUCUUUACAGAAUUACAAAUGCACAGAAUAUAACAGUUAUCAUUCAGAAAAUGCUUGAAUAUUUACAUCAGAGCAAAGAAGAGUAUGUCAUCGUCAAUUUGGUUGGUAAAAUAGCUGAGCUGGCUGAGAAAUAUGCUCCUGAUAAUGCCUGGUUUAUUCAGACAAUGAAUGCUGUGUUUUCAGUGGGAGGAGAUGUUAUGCAUCCUGAUAUUCCCAAUAACUUUCUGAGACUGCUAGCGGAAGGUUUUGAUGAUGAAACAGAAGAUCAACAAUUAAGGCUCUAUGCAGUUCAGUCUUAUCUCACUUUACUAGAUGUGGAAAAUGUGUUCUAUCCACAGAGAUUUCUUCAAGUUAUGAGUUGGGUGUUGGGAGAGUAUUCCUACCUCUUAGAUAAGGAAACACCAGAGAAAGUUAUAAUUAAACUUUACAAGUUGCUUAUGAAUGACUCUGUGUCUUCAGAAACAAAAGCUUGGUUAAUUGCUGCUGUGACCAAGUUGACACCCCAAGCACACUCGCCUAAUAUAGUUGAGAGAUUAAUCCAGGAAUUUACCAUAUCAUUGGAUACUCUUAUGAGACAGCAUGCAUUUGAAUUAAAGAAUUUGCAUCAGAAUGUAGGACUUAUGAAGAGCUUGCUUCCAGUUGAUAAGAGUUGUGAAGAUAUGGUGGUAGAUGCUUCUUUGUCUUUUCUUGAUGGUUUUGUGGCUGAAGGACUCAGUCAGGGGGCAGCACCUUACAAACCUCACCACCAACGCCAGGAGGAAAAGCUUUCUCAGGAAAAAGUUCUCAAUUUUGAACCAUAUGGACUCUCCUUUUCUUCAUCUGGCUUCACUGGACGACAGUCUCCUGCUGGCAUUUCUCUUGGCUCAGAUAUAUCUGGGAAUAGUGCUGAGACAGGGCUGAAAGAGACAAAUAGCUUGAAGCUGGAAGGUAUAAAGAAAUUGUGGGGGAAAGAGGGCUAUCUUCCUAAGAAGGAAAGCAAAACUGGUGAUGAAAGUGAGGCCCCACCUGUUCCUCAAGAGAGUGUAAUAAUGGAGAAUGUAGAUCAAGCUAUAAUAAAACAGGAUCACUCUCAAAUCCUUACCCAAUCUAAAGAGGAGAAAGAAAAGCAACUGCUGGCAUCAUCAUUAUUUGUUGGGCUAGGAUCAGAAAGUACAAUCAAUUUGCUGGGAAAAGCAGAUACUGUCUCUCACAAGUUCAGAAGGAAAGCAAAAGUCAAGGGAAAAAAAAGUGAAGAAACGACGAGUACUCAUAAUAUGGCUUGUUCUUCCUUUAGUUCUUUGUCAGGUGUGGCAUAUGAAGAAGAUUAUUACUUGAAUACUUUACAGGAUAAAGAAUUAAAGAAAUUUUCUCUCAAUUCAGAACUUUUGGAUCCUGAGUCACUCACAGAGCUGCCUUUGGUUAAGAAACUGUCAGAUUGCAGCCUGUCUAAGCCUUCUUUAUUUGCUGAUAACAACAUGGAAAUUUUUCACCCUCCUCAGUCUACUGCAGCCUUAGUUGCCAAGGAAAUCUCUUUAGCGUCUUCUUUGUUGGAAGAAACUACUGAAUACAUACAUUCAAAUCUUAUGGAAGUCUGUAGUAAUGAAACCAUAUCAAUGUUUUCUUACAAAAUUUGGGAAGAUGAUUGUUUGUUGAUGGUCUUGUCAAUCACUAAUAAGACUGAUUCGGAAUUGAAAAGUGCUAACUUAGAAAUUUUUCCUGCAGAAGAUUUCAAGGUCACUGAGAAACCUGGAUGCUGUUUGCCUAUAAUGGAAGCAGAAAGCACGGAAAACUUUCAGUAUAGUGUGCAGAUGGAAAAACCUUUUACAGAAGGGAAUCUUUCUGGUUUUAUAAAUUAUGAAAUGGUGGAUGCUCAUUCUGUUCAACUGGAAUUUUCCAUAGACUUAUCACUGUUAGAUUUCAUUCGACCAUUGAAAAUCUCAACGGAGGACUUUGGCAAACUCUGGUUAUCCUUUGCAAGUGAUGUGAAGCAAAAUAUUAAAAUAUCAGACUCUCAAGCUGCUCUGCCUUCUGCCCUAAAGAUCCUGCAACAGAAACUAAGGCUUCAUGUUAUUGACAUUAUAGGCAAUGAGGGCCUAUUGGCCUGUCAGCUCCUCCCAUCCAUCCCCUGCUUGCUGCACUGCCGAGUUCAUGCUGAUGUUUUAGCCCUGUGGUUCAGAUCUUCCUGCUCUUCUCUUCCUGACUAUUUACUGUAUCAGUGUCAAAAGGUGAUGGAAGAAUCCUAGCAGAAACUCUGCUUAAUUUUACUCCAUCAAGAUCAAUGGUUUACACAGAUAAACUUAUUUACCAAAGGAAAAAGAACUCAUGGU
Carlito syrichta (Philippine tarsier) is the source of this 3590-nucleotide messenger RNA. It is a transcript of the gene AP4E1, whose product is annotated as adaptor related protein complex 4 epsilon 1 subunit. NCBI's taxonomy places the organism in Eukaryota, Metazoa, Chordata, Mammalia, Primates, Tarsiidae. Gene Ontology annotation, molecular function: cargo adaptor activity. Gene Ontology annotation, cellular component: membrane coat; AP-4 adaptor complex. Bases 102 to 3506 code for a protein of 1134 amino acids. The record is from RefSeq and is a predicted model, not a curated record. The transcript is spliced from 21 exons. Gene Ontology annotation, biological process: intracellular protein transport; receptor-mediated endocytosis.